GAGGUGAUAACAAACACGCAACAAUGCAACAUGGUUUGAAAUUUUUGAAAAUUUCGUGAAUUUUGUGCCGAAAAUGUGAUUUAUUCUACGAAUUCUUCGAAGGAUAAGUUAUAAGAACAUGAAAGUAGUAUAAUUUUUCAAGAUACGCAAGUUCAAUAUGGGAGAUCGACGUUUAUUUGUGGGAAAUCUUCCCAAAGAUGUAUCGGAACCUGCGCUCGAAAAUUUGUUCAAUAAGUAUAAAGUCUCAAAAAUUGAUAUUAAACGUAAAAAAGUCUUAGAUGACGAAGCUGUAUUUGCUUUUGUUAAUAUCUCUUCUGAUAAUGUUGAUAAAUGUUUGUCCGAAUUGAGGAAUAAAAAGUUGAAUAACUGCACCUUGAAGAUAGAGCCGGCUAAAGAAAGCUUCCUUGAAAGAUUGAAAAAGGAGCAUCAUGAGAAAUACCAAUCAAAUAACAAAUCUAGCGCUCCAACAACUUACAAUUCAUUUCAACUACGUCAAAACUUCAACGGAACUAAAAAUAAAAAAAUAAUAUUUGGUGAUGAUGAUGAAAAUCCAGCUCCGCAAUCAACGAUCGAAGAAACUGAAAAUAUUCCUCACAAGCGUUACAAAUCUAACGAUCAAAGUACUUCCAAUUCAUUUCAAUUACGUCAAAGCUUCAGCGAAGUGAAAAAUAAAAAAAUAGUGUUCGGUGAUGGUAAUUUUGAAGAUUCGACUACUUCUAAACCAGCCGCUGAAACGGCCGAAGAUGUGCCUCGGCAACGUAAUUUACCUAUGUUUCGAGGCACGGCAUCCGUUUCAGUGAAUGAUACGAAACCGAAAGAUAAAAGUGCAGCGGUUAAAUCGAAGUUGCCGCAAGAAAACGUGAACAUCCAUAUUUCAGCUAAUAAUGCAAAUACCGCUAUGAGAAAAUUCGAAGAGUUCAGUGAUGUAUGGAAAGACGACUUCACGAGCAGCAAUUAUGAAAUUAGAAAAAUCAGUUUCAAAGAGAAACCUAAAUCUACCGAAAAAGAAGACGCUCAGUCACCAUCGUUCCAAAAUACUUCCAGUGAUAAACACAAUGAACGUAACCUAAUCACUGAAGAAACAAAUGAAAAAGUAUGGCCCAAUAAGAAAUAUCCUGAACGUAAACUUUUCAAUGGAGAGAAAAAAGAAAAAACUAUUGCAUGGAAAACUAUGAAUCGAACGAAUGAGCACUCAACGGAAAACUCAUCUAAAGAAACACCACAAUGGAGAGUAACGAAUACAGAAGAUGACCGAUUUAAAAUGGACGAAAAAUUUUUUGACGCCAACGAUACGUCGAUAUCCGAUGAGAAACGCAAACGUAAAAAAUCAGUUCACGAUUCGUUGGAAAAUGAAAUGAAAAAUGACAGCGUUGCAAAAGAAGUUUUCGAACACAGACAACUGGUUAGAUAUGAUCCGACAAGACCAGAUCAUAAAAUUUUAGAAAAAAAUGUUGAAAAAAAGGAUACCAGUAUACCCGAUGCGAAGAAAAAGAAAACUAAGAAGAAACAAGAAAAACAUCAAUCUGAAUAUGAUAAAAAGUCUGAACCUGUGGCGAAGCCCGAAGUUUCUAAAGAAAAACAUUACUCUGUGGCGGAUACAUUGAAAGAUGCAUUCAAAAAAACUGAAAGUCAAUCCGGAUUCAGCUUAUCGUCACUUUUUGAUCAGAAAAUUAAAGAAGAUACGUCUAGUCUCCCCAUUCGUGACAUAGAUUCAGGGAAAACAAUUUCGGAAGAUAAUUAUCACGCAGAAAAUAUCCCGCAGGAAUAUUCUGAUGAUGAGAGUGAAGAAGAUGUGGAAAUGGAAACACCCAUCGAUAUUCCAUCUACAUCAGCAUCGGAAAAAGUUCUUGGUAAAUGCGGUGUUUGGGGAGAGACCUUUUUCUUUAAAGAAAACGAUUCUCGAUUUAAAGAAGCUAUUGAUUUUUUCAAACCUGAAGAUGAAAACAAGGUUACUGAUUUUGAUAAACAACGUAACAAGCUCAGGAGUAUCGUUCGUAAGAAACUGCAAAACAGUAAGAAGGAUAAUAAAUUAUUCAAGCAAAAACUAGGAGGUAAAUUAAAUAAGUCAAAAUUUAAAAUGAGACUGAAGAAAGCUCGUAAUUAUUGAAGAAAGGAAAUCGAUGUGCGAAAACAUCUUCAACUGUGAUUAUAUUUUUUACCAGAAAAUUUUUCGUCUUCUAAACGUGAUAGAAGAUCGAAUGAUGUUGAUGAUAAUUUUAUUUUCAUGCGAAAUAAAAUAUUGAAAAAUA
Planococcus citri (citrus mealybug) is the source of this 2249-nucleotide messenger RNA. RefSeq names its product probable RNA-binding protein CG14230. Gene Ontology annotation, molecular function: RNA binding. The record is from RefSeq and is a predicted model, not a curated record. The transcript is spliced from 8 exons. The coding region runs from base 158 to 2107 and encodes 649 amino acids. Lineage: Eukaryota; Metazoa; Arthropoda; Insecta; Hemiptera; Pseudococcidae.